Periophthalmus magnuspinnatus is the source of this 2011-nucleotide messenger RNA. Its product is annotated as GTPase IMAP family member 7-like. Lineage: Eukaryota; Metazoa; Chordata; Actinopteri; Gobiiformes; Gobiidae. The coding region runs from base 119 to 1135 and encodes 338 amino acids. Gene Ontology annotation, molecular function: GTP binding. The transcript has 2 exons. The record is from RefSeq and is a predicted model, not a curated record.
ACCCACUUCCCGUAAAACAGAAGCGAAACAAAAUAGAGACCGACUUCAGCCAGCAGAAGCCCGACGCACGAGCAGCUCUCUGGGUACAGGCACAGCUCUGUAAAGCCUCUCUACCACCAUGGAAGACACUCGAAGAAUUGUCCUGAUCGGCAAAAGUGGCAGUGGAAAAAGCAACCUGGCCAAUACAAUUUUUGGAGAUUCAGUUUUCAACGUGAACCACAGCAGCGACUCCAAAUCCAAUUUCUCCCAGGCCAAAACUAGAGUCAUGAACGGACUGACCUUAACGUUGAUCGACACCCCCGGUAUUUACAACAUCGACCGUACCCAGGAGGAAAUUCAGCGUGAAAUAUUUAGCUGUUAUAUCGAAUCUUCCCCCGGACCCCACGCCUUUAUUUUCGUGCUACUGGUUGAGAAGUUCACGGAGCAAGAACAAGCUAUCGUCGAUCAGAUUCAGCGGGAUUUCGGUGAUGAUGUUUUCAGAUACACCACCGUAGUUUUCACGCACGGAGACCAGCUGCCAGAAACGAUGAAAAUUAGUGAGUUUGUGAGUCAAAGCAAUGGGUUAAGAGACCUGGUCCAGAAAUGUGGUAAUCGAUGCUAUGUGAUUGACAACAAGUACUGGAAUAACACUAUGCUAAAUGAAUAUCGAAGCAACAGGUUUCAAAUUCAACAGAUUCUCCAUUCGAUAGAAAGUACGUGCCGACAAAACAGCAAUGGCUACUUUGUUAAUGAGAUGUUGCAACAAGUGGAAAUAGAUAUUCAAAAGGAGCAAGAUCGUAUACGCAAAUCUGGAGGCCGGGCUGCGGGGGAGAGCAGAGACGAAGCAAAGCAAAUCGUUCUUCAAAACUACAUGAAAAGACAGAGGAAAAAGCGUUUUCUGAAAUAUGCAAUAAUUGUUUCAGGUAUUUCUGUCAUCUCGUAUAUAUUGAUGUCUAAAGUGGUCGGUUUUUUCAUGGGUACAGUGGCGUCAGAGGGGGCCCCAGUUGGAAGUGAGGUCCUGUCCUCUUCAGUGGUGGAGGUGGUGCAGGACGCAGUGGCACCGAUAAAAAGCGCUUUAGAUUACGUCAUAGAAAUAAUAGAAGCUGUGUUUAACAGGCGCACGCGGCUUCAAUACAACAAGACGGACGCCCUGUAACAAUUUAGGCAGUUAGUAAAGGGCCCAUAUUACACUAUUUUCUGAUGGUAUAUUAUAAUGUUUCCUCAUCAAAAACAUACCUGGAGUUGUGUUUUGUUUCAUUCACACAUGUUUAACGCACAAACCCUGUAUAUUUAGGCUUGAGUUGAUCAUUUCAGCUCUGGACUUGCCUAUCUCUGCUAAACAAAAGGUAAAAAGUAACUUGAAAACUACCACUUCAUGACAUCACAAGGUGGAAGAGAGCAUUUUGGGCAUUGGGGAUGUCGACAGCAAUAGACUAAUAAAGUAAAGUAAAGUAAUAAAGUGUUACUCAAAAGUGCGUGUGUGUUUUUGAGGAGGAACAACAUUCUAACAACAAAGUAUUUGGCGUAAUGUAGGACCUUUUUAAGUGACAACAUUUCUUCUAACUCUGAUUUUCUGUAAAAUACAAACUGCUAAUCCUGAAGUUUAGACCUCUACAAACAUGUUCUGAAAUGCAUGGGAUUCUUGGAUUAGUUCAACAGUUCACAUUUCAAACUUCAUCAUGUAACUAAGGAGUGAAUGGACGACACACCACAUUGUUUUAUUAUUGUUUAAUUAUUCAGUUUUUUCAGAUACGUUGUGAAUGUGAUUAUCUGAAGUAUCAUUUGUCAUUAAACACUUUCAAUAUUUUUGUACCUGAUCACAAAAAAAAAACUUUGAAUAAAAUGAAUAAAUAAAAGAACCAGUGAACUCUUUGUGGUUUAUGAUUAAUAUCUCACUAAAAAUAUUACGGUGAAAAUCAGCGUUGCACUUUUCUAUGGUGUAUCUGUCACAAAUGGAGUUUUUUUUUUCUUUUUUUUAAACUUGGGCUGUAAUGUUCCUCAGUAUGGCAUUAAACCUAUCUUGCUUUUAUUC